Messenger RNA from Paraphaeosphaeria sporulosa, 249 nucleotides. RefSeq lists its product as uncharacterized. The record is from RefSeq and is a predicted model, not a curated record. The transcript is spliced from 3 exons. Bases 1 to 249 code for a protein of 82 amino acids. Lineage: Eukaryota; Fungi; Ascomycota; Dothideomycetes; Pleosporales; Didymosphaeriaceae.
AUGUCCUACAACAAAGUCAUUUCUAGCAAAGUGAUCAAGACUGUUAAUGCAGGCGGUAAAGCAAUUCAAGGCGUGCAAGACGAGUUUUGCGAGGCUUUAAAGAAGGCCGGUGACGUCCCUGCUGGUGCCGCUAUUGCGAUCUUAGACGAAAAAGAGUAUCCAAGCGAAAUCGAUAGUAAGUCUCACUUCACCACUGUCUUCGAAGAUUCCAAGGGCAACCAUAUCACGACCAAGCAUGUUUAUCCUUAG